This is a messenger RNA of Oldenlandia corymbosa var. corymbosa, 2514 nucleotides long. Lineage: Eukaryota; Viridiplantae; Streptophyta; Magnoliopsida; Gentianales; Rubiaceae. The record is from the annotation of a GenBank genome assembly.
CCGUAUUCCAGCACCUCGUCCAGCAUAAACAUAGUAUCUCUACUGUAGUAUUUACUUCUAGAUCCACUCAAUUCUUUCAGUUUGGUCCAUGAAACUGGCCGGGCCAACAAUAGUAAAAGAAGUUAGAAAUGAGCAACUACAACAUAGGCAAGGCUGAUUCUGCAGUUUCAAGAUGGACCGAGCCCAGUUGGCCAUGUAUCCACAUCUCUUUUUAUAAGUGCAUAACUCUUUGAACAGGCUAGGUUAACGGAAGUGGCGGCCACAACGGAGUACAGAGAACAUGACAGAAUUCGAGGUACCGGAGAUGAAGUAUGGAGUAUCAAAUUACCCUGGAAAGGGGGAGGAGAUUGAGGAUUGCAUGUCCGAACCUGGGGAAUCGGAAGUGGAGGAUGAAGAAUGGCAGAGCAAUUUGCGACCGGUCGAUUACUACGAACUAAGGUUUUCCGAUUCCAUCAUAAACGAUAGAAAGGAUGUGCUUGUGGAGAUGUUAAAGGUCAUUAGAGACGAACAACUUGAGGCAGACGAUCCUUUGCAUUCCAUAUUUUAUUGUGACUCUGCAAAUUGUUUGGAAGCGGUGCUGAAUGGAGAAACGGCUGGAUUAUUGGACAUCAAUGAUGUAAACGCUGCUCCAUUCACCUCCUACAAUCCACAAUUAGUUCCUAUAUUGCAUAAGGCAGCUCGUUAUGGAGCUCCUAGGAUCACAAACUUGUGUCUGCCUGGAAAUGAGGCUCAACUCAACCUCAGGAUUGAUGUUGAUGGUAUGAAAGGUGUCCUUCCCCUCAACUUAGCACUCCAAAACUUACGGUAUUAUGUCAUCUUUCCUAAUCCUUUUAGAUUCUUCUGGCUUUUAUUUCUUUUUCCUGGACAAAAUAGGAAUCAGAUGUAGAUUUAUCUGUGACUUGAUCUUCACAUUGAAUAGGCUAAUAAUGGAGGAUCGUGACUUUUGUCCGCCGCACAAUAAGAAGUCCAAGUCCAUGUUAACAGUCCUAGAGCCACAAUGGAUAACGGAACCUAGUCCGGAGGAACCGCAGCGGCUCGUAUUCAAGUUGAUUUAUAACCUUUGUGCUCGAUCAGGGAAAAUGUGUGCUGCUAAAGUUGUGAGAUUGCUGGCUUCAAAAACCAUUGAAGUCGAAGAAGAAUUUUUCAAGUACGUGAAAGAGCGAAAGCUACCCGAAUUGACUGCCUUAUUGAUGUUGGCACAUGAGAGACUUGAGCCUUGUUUGAAAGGAAACUCUAUAAUUCGAGAUUUUGUCUUGAAAGAGAUUGCAUCUCUAAGGAUAAUUAUUUUUACGUCCUCUUAUGAUGUUGAUGGUGAGAAGUUGAUGUACGAGGUCAAAAAGAGGAAGAUGGAGAUGGAAGCUGUAAUGUUGGUGCUUGAAAUAUUCAACAGAUUCGGUGAUAAAAUUGCAGCUUACUUGCAACGAUCAAAUUAUUAUAAAGGUUCCGACGAGCUUGAUAAGGUUAGAGAAGUUUCUGAGCUCUUGAAGGAGGCGGGGUUUGAUGCAGAGCUUGAACUCUUAGACGAGAUAAGGGAUAGGUGUAAAACUGAUAUAUUUGGGAUAAUGGCAGAUACUCCUACAAAUAAUAGAGACAUGGAAUCCAACAUUGGACUCACUAAUAUUGCUCUUGGAGAAGCUCAUGAGAAGCUCAAUUCUUAUCUCAGGGCAUAUCGCACGGGAAUUGUUAAUAACGAGACCAAUAAAUCCUGGUUGGUGAAUAAGCAAGAUAUACUUGCUAGAUUGAAGUCCAGUACCACUUUCCAUAUUACACAUCGAUCGUAUCAUAGAUGUCAUUUUGUGAGAGGUUGCCACAGUUUUGGUUCUACUACGGCGAAUAAAGUUGAUCUCUUCCACCAUACAGAUCAUUUUGUGGGUGUGAGUGGUGUUUUGGGUUCCACCAUGGCUGAUAAAGUCUAUGGUAUGGUGUCAAGGUUGCAAUUGAAGAAACAAUAUCAGGAUUCUGGCAAGUCUGCUCAAGUAACUAGUAUGUCUAGUUGGCAGUCAUAUUUGCAGUUCAGCUAUGUUUUAUCUGCGAAUUCAAGCCGCCAAAUUCUUCACAUUACGAGGAAGCUCGGCCGUGCACUUUGAAAAAACAGGACUUCUCUGAUCUGUUAUUUCCGUAUCGAAAUAUCAGCUAUCGUUUCUUCUGUAAUAGCCUGAUGAAUGAUGAUCCCAACUGCAGAGAUCCACUGCAUCGGUCCCUUUUAAAAGCUCCAGAAGCAUGCAGCCAUAGCUCCAAACAUCAGAUUUCCUUACUAUUUUGGAGCUUUGACAUUCUGGUGAUUUGUAAGCAAUGGUACGAUGUACCGCAUUUCAUGCCAAUCUGUAAUUAUUAGCGAGGCUUUUGCAAUCGUUGACUUUUAUAUCAUCAUAAUUAUUCUUGUCACAAAUUCACACUUUUCAAUUCCUAUUUUUUUGUUUUUAUUUAUUUUUUAAUUAUCAGCAAGGGGCUGAACUAGAAAGGUAAUCAGUAAUCUGUUUGGAUAUACAUACGCGUCGCUACUGAAAUUCAGAG